This is a messenger RNA of Anthostomella pinea, 801 nucleotides long. Lineage: Eukaryota; Fungi; Ascomycota; Sordariomycetes; Xylariales; Xylariaceae. The record is from the annotation of a GenBank genome assembly.
AUGUCGUCCUCAUACCCCAACCUCACGACCUUCAACGGUCUAAGCUUCGACUGCUACGGCACGCUCAUCGACUGGGAAUUCGGCAUGCACGCGCACCUGCUCCCCCUAACCACCCAACUGCCCGCAUCCCACACCUACAACACCAACCCGCCGCACGCCGCGCUCCGCCGCCUCAACGCCCUAACCAGCGCGCACGAGCGCGCGCAACCCACGCUGCCCUACCCGGAGGUCCUAACCACCUCGCUCGCCGAACUGGCUGCGGAGCUCAGCCUCCCACCCCCGUCCCCCGGCGCCUUGUCCGCCUUCGGCGCCUCCCCGGGGACCUGGGUGCCGUUCGCCGACACCAUCGCCGGCCUGCAGGUUCUAAAAAAGCACUACAAGCUCAUCAUCCUCAGCAACGUCGAUAACACCAACAUCGCCUCUACCACCUCGAAGCAGCUAGGGGGUUGGCCAGACGGCGUGGCGUUCGACGCCAUGUACACAGCCCAAGACAUCGGCAACUACAAGCCCGCCCUCCAAAACUUCGAGUACCUGUUCAGCCACGCGAAACAAGACCUGGGGGUUGAUUUUGAAGGGGGCGAUCUGCUGCAUGUGGCGUGCAGUCUGUACGCGGACCAUGUCCCGGCCAAGGAGCUGGGGCUAAGAAGCGUGUGGAUCUCGCGCGGCGCGGAGAGGGAGGGUCAUCAGGGCAUUGGGGGGCUGACGGACGAGAUGCGGGGGAAGACGAGCUUUGAGUGGCGGUUUGAUACGAUUGGGGAGUUUGCGGAUGAGGUUGCGAGGCAGUUUGGUGCUCAGAAGUGA